GCAUGUGGCAUGCAUGUGGCAUGCUGAAGACACAGACGUGGACGAGCUUUCAAAGAGCUUUCUUCCCGUGCAUGCUGUGUAGACGCAGGGUGCGGAUGCGGGCCGCUCGUAGAUAAUCAAGAACACCAAGGUUGUGGGCUGUUCUCGGUGAUGAGUGCCACAGCAUCUGCGUCCUGGCUCGCCCGACGUUGCGGUCGCAUGACCACCGUAACAUGGUCAUGUUGCUGUCGGCAAGCCUUCCUGGCCCGCCCUUUGCGAAGAUGGGACAGCCACGACACCACAGUGCGAUGGCUCACCUCGUCCGUCAGCCGCCGACAAUUUGCUGCCCUUCAAGAGCACGAAGAACAGGUCGAACAUGCUGAGCAUCUCGACGUUCCUGCGCCAUCGGCACCGAGCCUCUUGACUAACACAGACUCAAUUAAUGAUAAACCGACAUUGAAAGACCUCUGGAAAAUCAAGCCGAGGAUCCGUUCAGAAGAAUCCAUCCGACACAUGUCUCUAGAUGGUCAGAUGCGGUAUCGUCAGAAGGUCUGGACCACAGCUCUCAAAAGUAUCCAGAGCAGCUUCACUGUAGCUCAGCUACGGUCCAUGGCGGUCGAGGCGAACUUGAAAGGUCCAAAAAGCACGCUCAAGAAGGCCGAAAUAGCACAAAGGAUUGUCAAAGAAGUGUGGAAGAUCCAGGACCCAGAGGAAGCAAAGGCUGCACAUGCGCGUGAAGAGGCCGAGGUCUCUGACUCGGAGAUUGAGAUCGAUCUCUCCUGGCUCGAAGGAGCGUUGUUCAGGAUGCACAGCAGCGCUCAAAAAGAAAUUGAGGGGAAGUACCGAGUCUCGAUGAGGUUACUCGAGGCGGAAGUCACCCAAGUACAGGUGAAAGGCUCGGAACAAGCUGUGACGGCUGCGGCGCAGGAAGUUGACGCUCUAUGUCAGAGUUUGACGGGGACACGUGUGAUUCUCGACCUAUCCCGAGCAACAAAAGCAUCAACGGCCACGGACAUCCCCACUUCUGUUUUAGGCGCAGUCAUGGUAAAGUCACUCUGCCUCGCGCUACCGCAGUCCGCCGAACUCUCAGAGAGCACGACAUCAGAGGACCCGGGGGAGGUCCCACUUCGGUACGAGCUGACUGGGAGAAGCGAAGCCGCUUGCAGUCAUGCUGCGGCUCUCCUCCGGUCCUACUUACUCGAUGUGGCCAUAUCACCCACCAGUUCCGCUUUCUUCUCCGCCGCCACCGUCGAGGCCGUUGGCUCUGAUCAGCCAGUGCAAUAUCAUCUCUCUCCCACUACAAUACCAUCAGCAGCGCCAUGGACUAAUAGCCUUCUUCUCGCCUCCUCUUUUAGCCAAGGUCACCGCAACCCUCAUAACCUGGCCAGACCAGCGACGUCACCGAAAGGCAAUGGCACGGAUGCACUUUCGCACGCAAGGAUCGUUCGCAGCCGGAACCGUGUGGAGGAGAUGACGCCAGUCACCUGGGAGCGGACCGCCAAGCCGCCUUCACGUCUCUGGUCACCGUCCGCCGAGGGCACCCUAUCGAAUCUAUUUGACACUCAAGAGGCGGAGACGCUGUGGCCGCCAAAUGCUCAUCCAGAGUGGGCGCGUGGCGGCAAGUACACAGCCACGUUUGGACACUUGCUGCACAGCCUUCCAGAGGACUCUGCGAUUGGCUUUGGGCAAUCUAAAUUGCUGCCAGAAUUGGUAUCGCACCUGCCUAUACAAGACCGCGUCUUUGUGCCGAUGACGCCUCCAUUGAUGACCGGACAGACGGCGCAAUUCGACAGCUUGGUCGUCAACCGGUGGAAUCAGCUCGAAGAUCUCAUCCGAUUGGUGUACGUCACUGAAGAUGGCUCACGAAGACUCAUUGUGGAAUUUGAGAAGCAGGAUGUCGAGCAGGAGCAGCGGCAGGGUAGCCUUUCCAAAGCUCUGAAUGAAGAGAGCCAGACAAAGUCGAACUUGAUGGAUUCACUUUCAGAUGUGUUCGGUACAUCCAGACAGGAGCCUCGCUGGCAGCUCAAAGUGGCGCACUGGGAGGCGAGCGAGGUGGUAGACGUCCUUGCGCCUGAAGGCUCUGUCGAUGUGCGCUGUACCCGACAAUGGCAGGAGGAAGCCGACGUCGAUGCAGCAUGGUUUGACAAUUUCCUACAAGCUUUUGGAGAGCAGGAGGCGUCCAAUGCGCGAGCCGGCGUCCUUCUGCCGACCCCUUCCUCCGAAGAGAGGAUGCGCAGGGACCGACCUCCCGGCACCGCAGCUCCAGCUCCAACAAUAGCUUCGCCUCCUUGCGUCCUCUCCGCCACCUUUGAGGACAGCGCCGGCGCCACGGCUGCUGCAUCACGAGAGGGAGAACGAGAAGAAAUGAAGCUGCUCUCGUAUGCGCGGGUUCUGCGAAAGACCUGGCGCUUGCUGCCGGACAAGUCCAUAUCGCCCGAGCUGGACGCGCGGCAGUUUGGCUUCAUCCCCGCCGAGUUGCCGGCAGGAGCCGAGGUUGACGUGGUCGACCGCGUCACGGACGAUCGGUACGAGCGCUUCGCGGUGCGGGAGCAGAUCGUCGAGCCUGGCGAGCUGCAUGCGCGGGUCGAGACGCGGCUCGAAUGGCAUCCCAUCAAGAGCGAUGUCGAGGCCGAGGGCGAGAACGGAGCAGCCGACUCUGCGUCUGGAACUUCCCCUACCUCUGACGGGCCUCUGACAUGGCUGAUGAUGCGCAAAGCGCUGGACAACUGGCUGGAGAGCAAGUACAGCAAUCUGUUCGAGGGGCGCGGUAACCGGUAGUAGGAAUUGUGGAAGCGGCAUAAUAUGUCUUUUUUGUCUUUUCAAGAGCGAGCUACUUUUAUAGAAUGAUUACCCUUGUGACGCUACACAAUGACAUCUUCAC
This is a messenger RNA of Tilletiaria anomala UBC 951, 2860 nucleotides long. RefSeq lists its product as uncharacterized. Lineage: Eukaryota; Fungi; Basidiomycota; Exobasidiomycetes; Georgefischeriales; Tilletiariaceae. Bases 151 to 2757 code for a protein of 868 amino acids. The record is from RefSeq and is a predicted model, not a curated record. The transcript is spliced from 4 exons.